This is a messenger RNA of Anopheles gambiae (African malaria mosquito), 3334 nucleotides long. RefSeq names its product protein tramtrack, beta isoform. Bases 182 to 2812 code for a protein of 876 amino acids. The record is from RefSeq and is a predicted model, not a curated record. Gene Ontology annotation, biological process: regulation of transcription by RNA polymerase II. The transcript is spliced from 4 exons. Lineage: Eukaryota; Metazoa; Arthropoda; Insecta; Diptera; Culicidae. Gene Ontology annotation, molecular function: protein binding. Gene Ontology annotation, cellular component: nucleus.
GUCGAGCUGUCAAAUCGGUUCCCCCAAAGUGCGGAAUUUAUUUGUUUAUGUUGCAGCAGAAGCCCUCCAAAACUAUUCCGAGAGAAAUUAAGCGCAAUUUUCCCGUCGUUUUAGUGCAAAACCUUCCUUUUUGUUUGGAGUGGUAGUGGUGGUGGUGCCGCGCGCGCAGAAAAUAAAAACAAUGCGCCGAGUGAUCAAGACCAAAAAUCGUUGGACGGCGGCACAGCUCGAGCUGCUGUGCGAUGUGUGGGAAAAGUACUACCCAUCGCUGAAGGUGGGCCGUGGCAAUGAGGAGAUCUACGCACUGAUGGUGCGCGAGCUGCAGGAGGAGGGGUUUCUCGACGCCACCGUAAAGGAUAUACGCGGCCGCAUACACAACCUCAGCGGCAAAUUUCGAAAGGAAGCGAACCGAGUGGCCAUGACCGGCGAACCCUCGCAGUGGUUGCUGUACAGCAAGAUAGAGAAAUUCUUCGAGUAUGAGAUACCGAUCGAGUACAAGAGCGUGGAUCCGCCGGUUUACGACAUGUGCGAAUACUUGGACGUCAACAUCGAGAUGGCGGACACGAUUGCGUCGCAUCAGAGCCACCGAGAGCGACAGGCAAGCAGGCAGGCACCGACGGAAGCACAUGCGAUCGAUGACGAAUUGAUGGACUUUGCGGAGCUGGAAGAGCUGAACGAAGAGCUGAACGAGGAGUCGGUCGAGAAAGAAUUACCCCCAGAACAGGAGGUGCUUGCUGAGGAGGUGGUGAUAGAGCAUGAAGAUGCAGCAAGCAUGGUAGCGGAAGAGCCGCCCAAAGCUGCUAGCGCAUCGAACCAGCCGGACGAUAAACCGACAACGGAACAGGACCCUCCGACCCGCACCGAACCGAAGCAACCCGAGGCAGACAAAUCGAAUGACGAGUCCGACGAAUCGGCGGAUGAUACGGAUGGUACCGACAGUGAUUCGUCGUUUGAUUUCGAACUGCCUGUUUCGCCGUCCUCGAAAAGCCCGCAACACAGCCAAGUCUUUCAUUUCAAUGGAUCCUAUCGGCAUGCCGCGAUGGAAAGCUUCUUAAGCCAACUGUACAGCAACCAACUGUACGCCGAUGUUAUGCUAAUUACGUGCAACGACGGUGUCACGUGUGUAAUGCCAGCCCAUCGUAUGGUGUUGGCCAACUUCAGUGAAUUCUUUUCCAGCAUACUGGGUGCGCUAAAACCAAACACCAACGGUAGUCCGCUUACCGUGCUGCUGCAGCCCGACAUUUCCCAGCCGGUGAUGCAGCUGCUGCUACAGUUCAUGUACACCGGCAAGGUGUCGGUCACGCAGGAGCUGAUUGGCGAUUUCUUACGUUGCGGCCACGUGCUACGGGUGCGGGGCGUUUGGAGCGAGGAAAAGGAAGGCUCGUCCGAUGUGGAGCGACCCGUCCGGACGGCACCGAGCAAACGGCAACCUGCGUCACACUCCGACAGCGAGGGAAGUGCGGUGGACGAAUUUGACCGUAGCACCGUUACAAGCGUGCCACAAGCGUCCGCCGCAUCAAACGCGUCGGAACCAAAGUCUGUCUCGUCCUCCACGCAAGAGUUUUCCGACGCCGACACGCUGACACCGCACCAGCGACCAACGCAAAAGAGACGCAACCGAAAGCUAAUUAAAAUUAUAAAGCGGAUGCGCUACAGCAGUGACGAUGAGCUGGAUGAGGUGGAAGUGUCGUCAAACGUUGGGUUCGAUUUGCUGCGGUCUGAUUCCGAGACAGAGGAAGGAGACCGUGUCGCCAAGCGGGAUAAAGAGUUGGAGGGUAAAGGUGUGGCGGAGGAUAAGGAAGAAUCGGAAGAUGGCAAAAGCAUCGACGAUCGUGACACCUACGACGAUUACGAUGAUGACGAGGAGGAUGAAGAUGAUGAUGAUGAGGAUGAUGAGGAUGACGAUUCGCAGAGAACGGAAGAUGAGAAGGAUGAGGACGAUGAUUUCGACGAGGAAAAGUCGCUCUACAUCGACACCGGAGACGACGAUAUGGACACGGACUUCGAUGGCAACAGCAGCAUAGUGAAUGGAAAGCAAUCUGUGAGCAAUCCAUCCACGGCAAUAACGACCCCGGAACCAACAGCAGCGGCACGGCUCCAAACGAUCUCAGCUAAUGAUGACGGUGUAGAUAGUACCGAUCCGACAAAGCGGCCCGCCAACAGCAACAACAACAACAAUGCGCGCAGCAGAAGCGAAUCACGUGAGGUCAGUGUGCACGAAGAAAGUACCCAGGCAAAUGAUGGACAGGAUCGCUUAGCACGGGAGCCGGCCAUAACGAUAAAAACGAAGGUGAAACUGCCGUUGCAAACGUCGGAAGUACGGCGUGCCCUGCAAACGAUACCUGCCUGCACGAGCGUACAGCAGCUGUCGUCGCACAAGCAACCGCAUUCUCCGCCGGAACAGCUGUCUCAGUCGCAGCUGUCACCGUCGUCCGGCAGCAGUGAAAAACAAUCGACGAGCAGGAAACAGUUCGUACCGAGCCUUCGGCCAUGGUACGGCUGUAGGAUAUGCGGCAAGCGGUACCCACUGUCCGAAGAGUGGCUGCAGCACGUCGUCUACCAGCACGCGAGCGACGAACGGCUCAUGAAUGGGGAAAACAAUCCGGUAGGUUUUGGUGGUUUUGUAAACUUGGCCAGCAUUAAUAAUGCGCGAUUUUCAUUUUCACAGGAUGCAAGACCCAAAACGAUACUACGGUGUGAUCUGUGCGGCAAGUGUCUCAGCACGAAGUACGACUGGGUGCAGCACAUCGUGCGGAAACACACGGAACGGUACCCGCACUUUCACGAGGAGCUAUCGAUGUCGGACGACUAGGGGGGGUGUGUUGUGAUCGGCCUGUCUGUACCUUUAAUGGGGCUACAAGCUUUCAGUGACUUAUUGCUUUAUCCAUAGCAGGAUGAUUAGUCAGUCCAUUUGGGGCUUGAACCCAUGACAGGCAUGUUGUUAAGUCGUUGACGAGAUGACGACUGUACCGCGAGACCCGCCAUCGGUUCGGUUACUUUCUUAUUUAAGUAAGCAGGAGCGCGCUCACGGUCUCACGGCGCCAAUCCGGCGCUAUCCACCACGGUGUACAAGCCAUCCUCCGGUUCGGUUAGAAUGUGUUAGUUUUUAACUAGCAUUCACAGAGAUACGCACGAGAUACAUAAAACGGAUGUUGUAGAAUGUAUAUCUUAAGUAAAUUAAGUUUAAAGAUAGCGCUAUAACGAUGCUCCUGCUGGUGAUGCAAGCUGCUUGUUUGCGUAGAAAAAUGUCCGCUAUAGCAAGGGCCGAAAAGCGGGAUGUACAAAUUAUGUGUAAAGUAAGAAGGGAAUAAAAUCUCGCAACUGUUUUUAGAAA